CCUUAUCUCUCUCUCAUCUCAUAUCAAGACCCAUCAUGAUCAUCACCAGCUCAAUUAUAUACCAAAAAGAGCCAAGGCAGAAAUAACCGAAAACCCGGUGUGAGUGCCACGAUUGGAUAGCUUCACUGGAUUUUUCCCCAGACUCCACACCGCGCAAAUCCCCAAAUCUGGGGAAGCUAGUUGGACCCGUCGGCUGACUAGCCGAGAACAAAAGAGGAGAUCACCAACAAACAAACCACUAGCAAUUUCUCCGAUAACCAAAAUGCAACUUCAGCCGCCGGGUCUUUCAAGUAGCCGAAUUACCGGCGAAAGCGACAUGAUUGGUGCUUCAGCGUUGUAAAAGCGAUAGCUCAACCAUUAUAUCGCAGCGUAGCUUCGUAAAAUAAGUGAGAUAUAAGUAUUCCAGAGGCCCGGCGGUUUUUUAUCUGCUUCCUUUGUUGUUUUACAACUAUAGUUCACGAUACCAGCAGUAAAAAAAUCACAAUGGCACCCUCACGGACCGACACCACCAGCAGCUUUGUGGGCUCUCACUCGACAGCUUCAGAAGUCAAGAUCACAGGAUUUGAAGCUCAUGCAGACCUGAGAUUUCCCACCAGUCUGGAUCUCUCUGGCUCAGAUGCCAUGAACCCAGGCCCCAACUACAGCGCGGCAUACAUCAUUCUCCAAACCAACACAGAUCUACAAGGCCAUGGCUUCGCAUUCACCAUUGGUCGUGGCAACAACCUAUGCACAGCCGCAGCCGAGAUGAUUGCCGAGCGGCUCGUCGGAAAGACGCUCGCGGAACUAACACAGAACAUGGGGCAGACCUGGCGGCAUCUGGUGUCCGACUCACAGCUCCGUUGGGUCGGCCCAGAAAAAGGCGUCAUUCACCUCGGUCUUAGCACGUGCGUCAACGCUGUCUGGGAUCUCUGGGGUCGAUAUCUGAACAAGCCGGUCUGGAAGAUUGUCGCCGACAUGACGCCGGAAGAAUUUGUCAACUGCAUUGAUUUCCGGUACAUUGUCGACGCCAUCACUCCGGAAGAAGCCAUUGCGCUGCUGCGUGAGCAGGAAAAGACCAAAGCUGCACGGCUGGAGGAAGCACGCAUCAGUAGGGCCGUGCCGGCAUACACAACGCAGGCGGGCUGGCUGGGCUUUUCUGAUGAAAAGAUGGUGCAGCUGAUCAAGUCGAAUCUUGCUCUCGGCAUGGAUAAAUUCAAGUUCAAAGUUGGUGGUAACUUGGAAGACGAUAUACGCCGAUUGCAGAUUGCUCGUGAUACUAUUGGAUACGACCGCAUGCUUAUGGUUGACGCCAACCAAGUGUGGAGCGUACCGGAUGCAAUCGAGUACAUGCUGCAACUUGUCAAGUAUAAGCCACUAUUCAUCGAAGAGCCGACUUCGCCUGAUGAUAUCCUCGGCCACGCCGCGAUCAGAAGGGCUUUGAAGCCACAUGGGGUCGGCGUAGCUACCGGCGAGCACUGCCAAAACCGCGUCAUGUUCAAGCAGCUGCUCCAGGCCGGAUCAAUCGACUAUUGCCAAAUCGAUGCUUGCAGAUUAGGCGGUGUUAACGAAGUCAUGGCUGUUCUGCUAAUGGCAAAGAAAUUCAACGUCCCAAUUGUACCCCACAGCGGAGGCAUUGGCCUCAACGAAUACACGCAGCACCUCGCUUUAAUAAACUAUUUAUGCGUAGCGGGGGAAAAGAGUCUGCUAGAACACAUCAACUCGUUUCGUGAAGUCUUGACAAACCCUUGUCAGACCAAGGACGGCCAUUUCGUCACACCAAACGAGCCAGGAUACAGCGUAGAGUAUACACCCGAUGCGAUUGAGAUGUACACAUACCCUUCGGGCAGCUUCUGGAAGAGUGAGCAGGGACAGGCGAUCAUAAACGAACCAAAGAUAUAA
Messenger RNA from Trichoderma asperellum CBS 433.97, 1878 nucleotides. Lineage: Eukaryota; Fungi; Ascomycota; Sordariomycetes; Hypocreales; Hypocreaceae. The record is from RefSeq and is a predicted model, not a curated record.